Molecule: messenger RNA, 1151 nt
Organism: Rotaria sp. Silwood1
Lineage: Eukaryota; Metazoa; Rotifera; Eurotatoria; Philodinida; Philodinidae
Source: the annotation of a GenBank genome assembly
UAAAGGUGUAUGAUUAAAAUCGAUUUUUAAUCGAUUUUUUGAUUAUUAAAAUUGAUUUUUUUACAUAUUUUUUUUACAUGGGUAGAAGCAACGAAAUUGUAACAAUCAAAAAAAAAACUAAUCUGCUAAAUGUUUAUUUAUUUUUCAGAUUUAAAUAGUAUAUAAAAUUAAGGUUUCAUUCAAUAUAUGUAUAAAUGUUAUAGGUUGUUGCACAAUUUGAUCAAUUGUUUGAUAUGCAAUCUGCUUGUUGUACUUGUCUUGCUGAACUUUCAUAUGAUUAUACAAAUGGACAAACAAUAAUUGAACGAAAUGGUAUUUAUAUUUUAGCAAUGCUUCUCUUUCCUGAAAAUGAAGAUUUUCUUCGAUUAGAAAGAUUCAAUCAUUUACAACGUACUGUUUUUAAAACAUUAAGAUUUUUAUUUUCAUUAAAUAAAAAACAUGAUCAAUAUCAAUAUAAACGAUUAUUUCCAGUACAAAUAUUUGAAUUAUUUGUUGGUAUUGGCAAUUUUCGAAGUGAUCCUAAUGCAUAUAAAGAAAUAACUAAUGCUUGGAAUUCAAUUCAUAUUGAUGAAUUAAUAAAAAUAAAAGUUGAACGUCUUCAAUCCAUUAAUCCUAAACAAGAGCCAACACGAUUUAUUCGAGAUUAUGGAGUUUAUGAAUGUCUUGGGUCAGGCGCAUUUGGAUCUGUUUAUCGAGUAGCUCAACGAGGUUCAACGACAAUGUAUGCACUCAAAGAGAUCGAUAAUCGUUCAUUAGGAAUCGAUACAGAUCGAAGUUUAGGUAAAAUGAUAAAUGAAGUGAAUAUAAUUCGUGAAGAACUUCGUCAUCCAAAUAUUGUUAGUUAUUAUCAAAUAUUUGCUGAAAAUGAUAAAUUAUAUAUCAAAAUGGAAUUAAUUGCUGGUUCAUCAUUACAAGAUCAUUUAUCAUUAAUUAAAGAUACAAAUCAAAAAAUGUCUGAAGAUAAUAUAUGGCGAGUUUUGAUUCAACUUAUACUUGCAUUAAGAUAUUUACAUAAAGAAAAAGGAAUUGUUCAUCGAGAUUUAACAGCCAAUAAUAUUAUGUUAGAUGAUGAAUAUAGAGUUAAAAUUAGUAAGUAUUAUAUAUCUAUCUUAGAUAAUAAAGUUUAUCUAGAAAAUUUGAAUAGAAGUUGA